CUAGCAUCAGUAUCAUUCCUUAUAAAAUUUUCAAAAAGUUCACUUAUUUUGGCUUUUCAUACAAACUCAGAAACCAAAUUUAAAGUUAAAAAGAAAACAAUAGAUCAUGAAAGGUGCGAAACGUUUCUCCAUCUCGGAAUCGGAGCCGGCUACCAACGACACCGCCUUUCGGAACAAGAGAAUCAUAUCAGGAUCUUCAUUUGACGUCCAUAGAGCGGAAACAUCUCAACAACAGUCUACGAGUACUACUGCCACAAGGCCGCCGUUGGAUGUGCAACGAGCUGAGACUUCUCGACAGCAUGUGAGAGCUCUCAAUACCCAAUUUGCCAGCUGGGUGCAAGCACAACUGAAGGAUCACCCUGAUGAACUUUGGGAAGAUGGGGUUCGAGAUUACCUUACUCAUGCCUCAAACAUUAUGGAGAGGUUCAGUGAUGUUGUGAAAUGGAUCAAAGCAAAUUCUGUAAAUGGAGGAACUACUGCCGAUUCUCUCACUGCUGGAAAUAAAUCAAUGCCUGAAAUAAAAAACAAAGAGAGCAAAUUGUUUCAAGGGAAACCUGGGUUUGCUUCACCAGCUUCUAGUACAACCUUUACUGCAUCUUGGAACUCUGGUGUAUUCUCGAAGAAUCAAGCUUCUGGACCAGCAUUAUUUAACAGUCACAAUUCUGUUGGAGCUUUCUCUAAUACCCAAAGUUCUGGAGGAGCUUUCUCUAACAGCCAAAGUUCUGGAGGGGCUUUCGCUAACAGCCAAAGUUCUGGAGGGGCUUUCGCUAACAGCCAAAGUUCUGGAGGGGCAUUCUCUAACAGCCAAAGUUCUGGAGGAGCUUUCGCUAACAGCCAAAUUUCUGGAGGAGCUUUCGCUAACAGCCAAAGUUCUGGAGGAGCUUUCGCUAACAGCCAAAGUUCUGGAGGAGCUAUCUCUAAUAGCCAAAGCCAGAGUAUGUUCUCUAAUAGUCAGACUGCUGGUUUAUUCUUAAACAGUCAAAGCACCGGGUUAUUUUCCAAGAGCCAGAGCUCUGGUUUCUUCCCCAACAGUCCGAGCUCUGUGGCUUCUUCUGUUAGCCAAACCUCUGGAUUGCUAUUCAACAAUCAAAGUCCAGGAGUAUUUUCUUUCACUAACCAGAACACAGGGUUGUUCCCCAGUAGUCAGAGCUCAGCAGCUUCUUCUGCUACUCAUAACUCUGGAUUGUUCUCCAAUAACCAAAGCACAGGAAUGUUCUCCAAAGCUCCAGCUCCUUUUUCUUUUGGAGAUCAAAACUCAGCUCCAACAAAUCUUAACUCUUCAAAUGACAUUGAUGAUGAAAAUGAAUUGGAGCAACCGAGCAGCCCGUCAGUGAAGAAGUCUGAAGAGAAAGGCAUUGUAGUUGUCCACGAAAUGAAGUGUAAACUAUAUGUAAAGUCAAGUGAUACAUCUGAUAAAGACACCUGGAAAGACAAAGGCAUGGGGCAACUUUCAAUUAAAUGCAAAGAGGGUGUCGACAAGGGUACAAAAGAAUCAAAACCAACGAUAAUUGUUCGUAAUGAUGUGGGAAGAGUGGUGUUAAAUGCUUUGCUAUAUCCAGGGAUCAAGACAAAUAUGCAGAAGAAUUCCGUUGUUGCAAUAUUUCAUACUGCGGCUGAUGAUAGCGGCGAUAAUGAUAGUGUUGUGGCACGCACCUUCUUAAUGAGGACUAAAACAGAGGAAGAUCGAGAUAAGUUAGCAACAGCUAUACAAGAAUAUGCACCUGCAUCGUGAAAUUACUUAAACUACAAACAGAGCUCAUAAAUUUUGCAGGGGUCAUCUGGUUAGGAGGUCAGUUUAGCCAACCUGUUUUGGGUAGCAAAAGAAUAACCGAGGGUCAAUUUUCACCAUGAGUCUUAAUUGUAUUUAAAAUGCUUGUACCAUGAGAAUCUUUUUCGUAUUAUUUGCUCAAUCUUAAAGUGUAACUCUGUUUCUGAGACAUGUUUGGUAGCAAGUUUCAUUUGUAUUUUAUAAAAUUUGCUCGUCUAUAAUCAAGUAUUUUAUUUUCUUGCUUAA
Messenger RNA from Mercurialis annua (annual mercury), 2014 nucleotides. RefSeq lists its product as uncharacterized. The coding region runs from base 107 to 1732 and encodes 541 amino acids. NCBI's taxonomy places the organism in Eukaryota, Viridiplantae, Streptophyta, Magnoliopsida, Malpighiales, Euphorbiaceae. Gene Ontology annotation, biological process: intracellular transport. The record is from RefSeq and is a predicted model, not a curated record. The transcript has 9 exons.